Messenger RNA from Heterocephalus glaber (naked mole-rat), 1347 nucleotides. RefSeq names its product phosphatidylethanolamine N-methyltransferase (gene Pemt). Gene Ontology annotation, biological process: phosphatidylcholine biosynthetic process. Gene Ontology annotation, molecular function: phosphatidylethanolamine N-methyltransferase activity. NCBI's taxonomy places the organism in Eukaryota, Metazoa, Chordata, Mammalia, Rodentia, Bathyergidae. The record is from RefSeq and is a predicted model, not a curated record.
CGCGGGAAAUUACUUAUACCUAUGGCACGGGGCACCUAGCAUCUAGUCCCAGCGCUGCAGGUCAGUUUGGGGGUUCAGGUCCAGGGGCAAGGGAUCAGAGGGACACCACUGCCUGGCCGUCUCAGAAUCUGCAAGCUCUGCCGCGACGGACCCUGGGGCUUGUAGUUUUCGGCUCACCGAGAAGCCAGGCGCGUCCAACAAGAUGGGGCUCUGGAACUACAUUUCCCAGAAGGCCAAAGGACUCGGGGUCACCGAGAAAGCGCCCCGGCGGGCAGCGCUUCCUCAGCGCGAUGGGGCCGACUCCAGGGGUGAGUGGCUGGCUGCGCGAGGCCCCCGUGCUGUCCCUCCUGCGGCGGGCCGCCGGGUGAAAGAAACUGCGGGCCAGGGAGCCAAAACCAUGAGCAUUACUGCAUCGGGCCCCGACUGCUGCGGAGGCUUGGGCAAUAUCAACUACAGAAAGGCAGAUCUCUGCGUCAUGACCUGGCUGCUGCACUACGUGGACCCCUUGGAUCCCAGCUUUGUGGUGGCCUUUCUCACCAUUGCUUUCAAUCCGUUUUUCUGGAAUGUGGUUGCAAGAUGGGAGCAGAGAACCCGAAAACUGAGCAGUGCCUUCGGAUCCCCAUACCUGGCGUGCUACUUUCUGGGUGGCGUCAUCCUGCUGCUGAAUGUCUUACGCUCACACUGCUUCACACAGGCCAUGCUGAGCCAGCCCAAGAUGGAGGGCCUGGAUAACCCUACCACCUACGGCCUGGGCCUUGCACUCCUGGGUGUGGGCACCGUGUUUGUGCUUUCCAGUUUCUUUGCACUGGGCUUCACUGGAACCUUCCUAGGUGAUUACUUUGGGAUCCUCAAGGAGGCCAGAGUGACCACAUUUCCCUUCAGCGUCAUGGACAACCCCAUGUACUGGGGAAGCACAGCCAACUACCUGGGCUGGGGCCUCAUCAACCCAGCCCUGCAGGAGCCGUGGAAUCAGAGGCACGCCAGUCCCACGGGCCUGCUGCUGACGGUGGUGGUGGCCCUUGUCUACGUGGUGGCCAUCCUGUAUGAGGAGCCCUUCACCACAGAGAUCUACCGUCAAAAAGCCGCCAAGUCCCAUGGGAGAAGAUGACAGGGCUGCAGGGGCUCUGCAGGGGACCUAGCUGGCCUGCCCUGUCCCAAGGACCCAGCCCUGCUCUGGGGAGAGCAGCACCUGGCCAUUGCUCCUCUCCUGUUCCUGGCGUGGGCCACUCCAGUGCCUUGGGAACCACUGCCUUGGGGGUCCUGGACAUGCUGCCAUGUGGCCACCGAGCCCGCUGCGCCCUGCUGCCCGCACUGUGCCUACUCAACAAUAAAGGCACCCUGACUCCA